GUAUAGUCAACUAAAUUAUUGCAUAGAUAUAAGUUAUAAGCAUGGCAUCUAAGCAACAAAACCAACAAGAGCUUGACGAAAGGGCAAAACAGGGAGAGACUGUGGUCCCUGGUGGAACUGGUGGCAAGUCCCUUGAGGCUCAGAAGCAUCUUGCUGAAGGAAGAAGCAAGGGAGGGCAAACAAGGAGGGAACAGUUGGGAACAGAAGGGUACCAAGAGAUGGGUCGCAAGGGUGGAUUCAGCACCAUGGAGAAAUCUGGAGAAGAGCGUGCUAAAGAAGAAGGCGUUGAGAUUGAUGAGUCCAAGUUUGUCACCAAGAACCAAAACAAGUAGUACCAUCGUCUUAUUAUAAUCCUAAUCAUAUAUGCUAGCUUCUAAUGUAUGUGUGCUUAAUUUAUUAGUACUAGGUAGUGAUUAGUUUAGGGUUAAUAUAUAACAAGGUAUUUAGG
Molecule: messenger RNA, 448 nt
Organism: Arachis stenosperma
Lineage: Eukaryota; Viridiplantae; Streptophyta; Magnoliopsida; Fabales; Fabaceae
Product: protein SLE2-like
Exons: 2
Coding region: 42-332 (96 amino acids)
Biological process (GO): response to abscisic acid
Cellular component (GO): cytosol
Source: RefSeq, a predicted model, not a curated record